Manacus vitellinus (golden-collared manakin) is the source of this 1799-nucleotide messenger RNA. RefSeq names its product tectonic family member 3 (gene TCTN3). The record is from RefSeq and is a predicted model, not a curated record. Lineage: Eukaryota; Metazoa; Chordata; Aves; Passeriformes; Pipridae. Bases 1 to 1536 code for a protein of 511 amino acids. Gene Ontology annotation, biological process: smoothened signaling pathway; cilium assembly. The transcript is spliced from 13 exons.
AUGAGGCCGCUGGCGGUGGGAACGGGGAGGUCCGGUCGUAGUAAAAGGAGCAUUGUACGAUGGGGAGACAGUCCAGCGAUGUGGGGGGCUUGUCUUUGCAGGUCUGUAAGUCAAGUGUGUGUGGAAAAGUCACUCAUUUUCAGAAGUAACACCCCUUAUCCUACAGACAUCAUUGCUGUCCCUGGUGGACACGAUCUGUUCUGUGUGCAGCUGAAUGACUCAAAGCUGAACUAUUUCCAACAGCCCCAGGAUAUCAAAGAAUCUGAUUUUAUGAAGUUCUUAGAGAAGUAUGGCAGACACUCUUUCACAGCACCAUCACAAGUCCAACCAUCAUUCUCUGCUUUUUACCGCGCUGGUGAUCCAAUCCUAAUCUACUUUGAUUCAUCAUCUGUACUGAGCACGCUUAGACAGCCAGUAAAAAUGGGAGCCAGUGGACUUUGUGUUGAUGGAAAUCCUGCUGGCUUCCUGGACAGUAAAAGUACAAGCUGUACUCGGAUUUUUGCCAAUUUGAGCAAGAGCUGCAUGACUGACCCUGCCCUCGAUGCUGCCUCUUACUACCGGGAUUUCACUGUGCUGAAGGUCCCAGUUAGUGGCACCAUUGUGCAGUCCAUGAAGGUAAAUGUCACUGCAGUUGCACCACCUGGAGCUCCCCACAUGAGAGACAACACAUGUACCAAUGUGGUUUCUGAGGUGAUCUAUGAGAUAGAAUACAGUGGCACCAGUGGGAUUCAGAGUGUUUCUGUCCAGUUCAAAGUGAGCAACAUCUCUGGGAACCUCGGAUCCUCUCUGCAGCAGCACUUCACUUUGCACUUCUGGACCAAGACCCUCUCUCAUAUGUUGCCCAGAAGUGGAAACCCUGGCUAUAUCACUGGAGCACCAUUGCUGAUUGCAAACAGUGGUGCCAUGCAGCAUAUGAGUAUUUUACGGAGUGAAAGUGAUGGAGGUUGCUCACAGUUCCUCAGACACACGGUACAAUUUGGAAGGAACAUGAGAACAGGCUGCAACCUCAGCCUAUCCCCAUUACUGGAAGAGAGUAACUGUAGUUACAUCCAGCAGAAGUUUUACAAGGCUUUUCAGGGGAUGAACAGAGCAGAGGACCUUGCUAUAACUGGCAGUGCUCAUUCAACCCAGACAGAAGAGUGGACGACCAUUCUGGUUCAGAACUGCAGUGUGCAGGCUGUGAAUUGCACUUCCUGUUGCAUGGUUCCUGUGACCCUGGAGAUACAGAUACUGUGGGCUAAAGUGGGCCUCCUGUCCAACCCACAAGCUCAAAUACUGGGUGCACGGUACUUUUACCAGUGUCAACCCCUGAAGUUCCUGAGGGCACACACGGUACCUGUGACGACUGUCGUUACCUUCACUGACAUGACAGGCUGGCCAGAACCACCCCGGGGCCAGCCCCAAAGGCACUGGAAACUCCCAUUUGACAUCUUUUUCCCAUUCAGGGUGGCACUGAAUUUAGAAAGCAGUUACAGAGUUGAUCUGGCUGGCUAUUUUUUGUUUAUUCUAAUAAUGUCUAGUAUUCUCUGCUUUUGAAAAUAGAUAAGGCCUGUACUUAAAGUUCAGUAAGUGAAUUGGUACAUUCAGAAUAUGUUCCAGGAAGUUGUUGGAUGAAAGUAUAUUUUUUAACAAAGGAUUUAUUUUUUAUCUUAUAUUCUUCAGAUGAUGGAAAAAUCUGCCCCAUACAAUGCCAAGUACUCCAGUGGAAUCAAUAGGGGGCAAGAAGAUCAGAGCCUACUGUUAAUAAAAUAUAUUUGUUGCUUUUGUACAUAUACUGUGUGUAGCAACUUUGUUGCUCU